GACACGGGGCCCAUUCCCUUCUCCGGCAGCAGGGCCAGUCCGCGCGCCUGGAGCGUCAGCCGGUCCAUGGGCAGCGACCACGAGCGGCCGUGGGCGAAGGUGCUGCCGCUCAGCGUGCUCUGCACGGGGCUGUUGCUCUGGUGUGUGUUCCGGGAAGAAACGGAGAUCGAUGAGCGAUUGGAAGCAAUUUUCUCCGGCCAGAUCGCGGACUCUUUAGAUACGGCCCCGGAGAGCGAUGCUCCCUUGCAGCUGCAGAAGGAGAAGUGA
Molecule: messenger RNA, 267 nt
Organism: Acanthisitta chloris (rifleman)
Lineage: Eukaryota; Metazoa; Chordata; Aves; Passeriformes; Acanthisittidae
Product: chromosome unknown open reading frame, human C16orf91
Exons: 1
Source: RefSeq, a predicted model, not a curated record